GUCAGAUACGGGAAUCACAUGUCCACACACUUCGGGAAGAUUUGUUUUUGUACGGCGUUUGGGCUUGGAAAAUAUUGGGAAAUGGCUACCCUUAAACUAUUAUGGACAGAAUCCGUAAACAUGUGGACUAAUGUGCAUGUGACACGGUAGAGAAGUGCAUAGAGUAUUUAUAGGAACCGGCUUUUAUAACGCUAUCAGCUUGCUCAAGCAUGCAUGGAAAUCUAUGGGAAUUCAUUGUUGGCGGAGAUUCACCCAUUAACAGGAAGUAGGAAUAGCCAAGCGACUGAAGCUGUUUUGAUUAGUGCGCUGUUUUUUUGUUUUGUUUAUCUUUUAAAUUAUUACACUUUAAACAAAAAAUCUAAGAAAUAAACCAGUGUUUUAUAAUGAAAGUGGGAAAAAUAUCGAUGGAAUAUUGUAACUAAAAAUUCAAAGUCACCGGAGCUCGAACCUGUGUGUGAAGCUGUUUUGAAGUCCCAUGUAUAGACAUUCAGCUUGCUUUUGUGCUGUUUUUAGAUAUUUUUGUAGUCCUAUUUUUUUAACAGACAAUAUCAAUUGGAUGUAUACAAGACGAACGAACUAACUUUUGAUGCCAUGUCUGAGAGAAAAGUGUAAGCGGUUUUAACAAGUUAUUCGAAGGUAGAAGACCUCCACCCAAUAUGAGGUCGUCUUUGGCUCCCGGCAUUAGACUGAUCAAUUCCUUCUCAAGAGAUAGCGGGUACAGAGGUUUCACCCUCUUCCUCACCUUUCUCUUCUAUACCAGCUACCAUCUCUCCCGGAAACCCAUCAGCAUCGUCAAGAGUGAGCUGCACAAAAAUUGUUCCACCCUCAUUCGGCCACCAAACCUCAACGGAACUGACAAUGGAACCUGGUGUGAUUGGGCGCCAUUUGACCGGGACAACUACCAGACACUGUUUGGAGCCGUGGACAACUCUUUCCUCGUUGCUUAUGCCAUUGGCAUGUUUUUCAGUGGGAUAUUUGGUGAGCGUGUACCCUUGCGCUACUACCUGACCACCGGGAUGCUUCUCAGUGGUCUCUUCACAUGUCUGUUUGGCCUGGGCUUCUACUGGAACAUCCACUCCAUCUGGUACUACGCCUUCGUCCAGGCAAUGAAUGGACUAGUGCAGACAACGGGCUGGCCUGCAGUGGUGGCCUGCGUUGGGAACUGGUUUGGAAAGGGGAAACGAGGGUUCAUCAUGGGCGUGUGGAACUCACACACCUCGGUAGGCAACAUCCUGGGUUCGCUCAUCGCCGGCAUCUUUGUAUCCUCGGCUUGGGGCAUGUCCUUCAUCGUGCCCGGCAUCAUUAUCGCAUCCACGGGCAUACUCUGCUUCUUCUUCCUGGUGGAGAAACCAGAAGAUGUCGGCUGCAGCCCUCCGCAGCACCAUGAGGACAACGAGAAGGAGCCUCUCUUACAAAACUCAUCUACUAACGAGGAGAUCUUCAGCAGUCCUGGCCUGUCGAACUCUAUCUCCUCCGAGUCGACAGAGGAGCACACCGAGGCCAUCAGCUUCUGUGGGGCCCUCAGGAUACCUGGUGUAAUGGAGUUCUCCCUCUGUCUGCUGUUCGCUAAGCUUGUUAGCUACACCUUUCUCUACUGGCUUCCUCUCUACAUCUCUAAUGUUGCCCAUUUUGACCCCAAAGAAGCUGGGGACAUGUCAACACUAUUUGAUGUAGGAGGAAUUGUGGGGGGCGUCGUGGCUGGUCUGGUGUCGGACCAAACUGGGGGCAGAGCCUCAACCUGCUGUGUCAUGUUAAUCGUGGCUGCUCCUAUGCUGUUCCUGUACAACCACAUUGGACAGCAUAGCCUAGCAACCACAAUCGGGAUGCUGUUGGUGUGUGGAGCCCUGGUGAAUGGACCCUAUGCCCUCAUCACCACCGCUGUGUCUGCUGACCUGGGGACACAUGAGAGCCUGAGGGGAAACUCUAGAGCGUUGUCAACGGUCACGGCCAUAAUUGACGGCACAGGGUCAAUAGGUGCUGCCCUAGGUCCUCUGUUAGCAGGACUGCUCUCUCCGACGGGGUGGAACAAUGUCUUCUUCAUGCUGAUCACUGCUGAUAUCCUCGCCUGUUUGCUGCUGUCCAGGCUGGUGUAUAAGGAGGUGAGGGGCUGGUGUGGACACAGCCCCAGACAAAGAGGGUUCAAAGAAAUAUGAGUGGGUGCCUGGGACAAGAGACCAUAUCACACAUGCAAGGAAGGACGCAGGAAAAAGGACCAAGGACUAACCCCUGAGGUGCAUGACGAUUUAUAGGGUGCCGAUCCUUUCAUCCUUAAUGGACCCAGACCCUGUCACCAGCGGGUGAAAGGAUCUGGAAAAGGAGGAAGGGGCCAUUGAUAUUUUGGGACAAUCUGACGGCGAGAGAGAACAUGUCCUUUCUUCAAAUGGUCGCAAAGCACUUUCUCUCUUAUACCUUUUUUAUGAUUAUUUUGUAUGUUUAUUUUCUUCUCUGUUAGCCCCUCUCGGGGCUGUGUGCAUCUCAUCUUAUUAUUAAAAUGAUGUGCACACUGCAUUUCCCCAAUCUCUCCUCAAUGGUUACUAACAGUUAAAAUCACAUGCUAGUAUUGGGCAAGCUACAUUGGGCGCGCAUGUUUUGCACAGCCUGGAGAACGCCGAACUACAUAUGCAGCGAAGGAGGAAUUUGCAGUUGUAAUCAAGUGCUGUGGGGGCAAAUGUUGUCACUAACUAAACCAGUACAGAUAAGGAUAAAUUGUCUGACCGAUCAAAAUAAUCAUUUCUCAGACAGUACCAUCACAUCCUUCCAUUUGUCUCUGAUGGAAAUGUUUGUUGAUCAAUUAUUAGAAAUGUGUUUGUAUCCACCACAUGCAUUUUGUUGUUGUUUUGUUUUUGACGAUACUGAUGGUUUCUACGGCUGUGGCCAGAAGUGACUUUACAUCGCAGGUUAGAAGUAUUAACAUAGGAGAAUGAGGUUAAGGUUAGGAAAAGGAUUAGGCUAGGUUAAAACAACUAUUUUCCCAGAUGCAAUAACUCCAUCUAGCCACAACCGUAGAAACCACCAGACCUGACAAACCAUUAGGGAAAGGGAAAUACCUAGUUGUACAACUGGAUGCCUUCAACUGAAAUGUGUCUUCCACAUUUAACCCAACCCCUUUUGAAUCAGAGAGGCGCAGGGGGCUACCUUAAUUGACAUCCACAUCUUCAGCGCCUGGGGAAUAAUGGGUUAACCACCUUGAUCAGGGGAAGAACAACAGAUUUUUACCUUGUCAGCUUGGGGAUUCGAUCCAGCAACUUUUGGGUUACUAGCCCAAUGCUCUAACCACUAGGCUUCCUGCCACCCAUUAGUAUCAUAACAGGGGGAUUUGACUUUUGUCCCCGGGCUCCCAAAUUGCAAGUUGAGUUCUACAGAUGUAAGCUCUUAAUCUGAUCACCCUGUUAUAGUAGAACUUUGGGCCAUGCAAAACAAGCUCACUCAAUGUUUUCACGUGACUUUGAUUUGUAAACAUUUCAAUGGCACAUGACAACUAUGCCCUCUGACCAACAACAGGCAGGUCACACAUUUUUGACACGUUUUUUUUAAUAUUUUAUUUUUUUCAAUGAAUUGGUCUUCCAUUCCUUUUGAUCUACAUUUCACACAUUGGUCCCAUCCUCGCUAGUGGCCCAUGUUAUUAAGGUGAUCAUUUUACUUUGUGGACCCUCUGCUUUGUUGUAGUGAGAGGCGUUGCUAUAGGUGGCAGAAAAUAAAUUUUGAAUUGAGGGGGAGGGAUGCAGUUACCGGUAGUUGUAAUUCCCCAGAUGAUGACAUGCAUAAGUGUAUGCAGAGGGCAGGCUGUAUUAUGUUGUAGAGGGAUUUUUGAAAGUUGGGACAAUCCCCCCCAACAUAAAUUUUAGAGUAGAAAUUAUUUUGAUGUUGUUAUUUGAGCAUAACAAUGACACUUAGCGGAAUUUUAUAAGGGAAAAGAUUAGUUUUGGGAAUUUUUGAAAAUACUUUAAAUAUUUGUUCAUUUCCAUGUCGGCUCUGUGCCUGAAAAUGUUCUUGUCCGAAGCUAAGGAUCCCAAUUUCAAGCGCUCCAAAAAGUGUGGCAAUAUUGGAUAUUAACUGAAAUUAUCUUUAUAUAGUUUCUUGCUAUAGCCCUCUGACUUUAAAGAAUACUUCUCUCAACUGUGAUUCCUAAACAAUCCAGAGAUUUGGUCAACUCUGUCAGAUUUGUCUAAAAUCCUAAAUUAAUCAGGAAUGCUCUGUGUCAGCUAUACCAUUAAGAACCCUCAUGUCAAAUCAAAUUGUAUUAGUCACAUGCGCCAAAUACAACAGGUAAAGACCUUACAGUGAAUGCUUACUUACGAGCCCCUAACCGACAAUGCAGUUUAAAAAAUAAAUACAGAUAAGAAUAAGAGAUAAAAGUAACAAGUAAUUAAAGAGGAGCAGUAAAAAAUAACAAUAUAUACAGGGGGGUGUUGGUACAGAGUCAAUGUGCGCCGGCACUGGUUAGUUGUUGUAGUAUGUACAAGUAGGUAGAGUUAAUUAAAGUGACUAUGCAUGGAUGACAGAGUGGCUGUGGUGAGGGGGGGGGGGGGGGGCGUGGCAAUGUGAAUAGUCUGGGUAGCCAUUUGACUAUAUGUUCAGGAGUCUUAUGGCUUGGGGGUAGAAGCUGUUUAGAAGCCUCUUGGACCUAGACUUGGUGCUCCGGUACCGCUUGCCGUGUGGGAGCAGAGAGAACAGUCUAUGACUAGGGUUGCUGGAGUCUUUUCAAUUUUCAGGGCCUUCCUCUGACACCGCCUGGUAUAGAGGUCCUGGGUGGCUGGAAGCUUGGCCCCAGUGAUGUACUGGGCCAUUCGCACUACCCUCUGUAGUGCCUUGCGGUCGGAGGCCGAGCAGUUGCCAUACCAGACAGUGAUAUAACCAGUCUGGAUGCUCUCGAUGGUGCAGCUGUAGAACCUUUUGAGGAUCUGAGGACCCAUUCUAAACCUUUUCAGUCUCCUGAGGGGGAAUAGGUUUUGUCGUGCCCGCUUCACGAUUGUCAUGGUGUGCUUGGACCAUGUUAGUUUGUUGGUGAUGUGGACACCAAGGAACCUGAAGCUCUCAACCUGCUCCACUGCAGCUCCGUCGAUGAGAAUGGGGGCAUGCUCGGUCCUCGAUUUGAUCGCCGCCUACUCCUCAGAAGGCAGCCCACCCUCCGGCCUCUCUUUCACCGCCUUCUCUUCACGCAGAUCAUUUGGGUCGGGCCUGUUCCCGAGGGAGCCGUAUAUCCUCCGCCCUGGGCUUGUCAGAGUCGUGAAGGAAGAAAAAGGAUUCUGCUAGUCCAUGGUGAGUAAUCGCAGUCCUGAUGUCUAGAAGUUAUGUUCGGUCAUAAGAGACAGCAGCAGCAACAUUAUGUACAAAAAUAGUUCAAAAAAUAAGUUAUUAACAAACAAAAAAACAAUCGGUUGGCGGCAUGUAAAACGUCUGCCUUCUACUCUGGCGCCGUUUUAACAUUUGUGUCCUCAUUACAUGCACAUGUAGUGCAACAAGACCACUCAUGGUCUGUAAAGUGCUGCACUUUUGAUAGAUUUAAACAAACAAUAUUGGAAUCACCAUGGUCACAACCGUAAACUGUCAACUCCAUCUGCCUGAUAGAAUAUACAUUUUGGUUAAAAUAUGUUACUUUUAAUAUGGCUCACAUUUCUAGUAUUUGUUUUUAACUCCAUCAGUGGCUUGUCAAGUCUGUCACGGAUGGCUAACCCCCUUAAGAUCGAUUUUUUUUUGGUGGGGGGGGGGGGGGUUCCAUGAAGAUAAAUGUCAGGACUUGCGUCAGCUCUUCCAGUAUGUUUGUGGAAGUGGAAGAAGUUUAAAUCGUUUUACUUAAGUGAAGUGGUGAAAUGUAGUCAGUUCAAAAUGUAAAAAUAUCUGGUCUGAUUACUUUGACUAUAUUAACCUUAUUACUUUGGACUAUGGGGAAGUUAGAGCACAUAUUUAAUCAGAAAUAACUACACUCAGACUAAUACACUCAUAAUAAAUUAGAAAAAGUUUUAUCAUUUGGGGAGAGAAAUAUUAUGGUGCAUCGGGUGCAAGAAAUUUAGAAUUUCAUUAGUGUUAAAAAAAAUAGUUAGUUGACUUUAAAAAAGGUUUACUUGAGUGAAGUAGCAAAAUAUAGUAAACAUUUAAGGUUGAGUUAGUAAACAAACAAAAAAAUCCACAAAUAUACCCACAUUUCUAUAAAACGUAAACAGUUUGAUUAGUGAAUGCCAUAGUGUAGUUACUUGGUAAGAUACUUCUCCCUAGUAGCUGAAAUAAUAUUUUUUCAAAGCCAUUUUAGCUGUUGCGCUAGUUUGGUCUGAACAGAUUCACAAAUCAUUGGAAAUUGUCAUGCUAUGCAGACGUUGUCUCCCUCCGAGGCACGUAUUGCUAGGCCACCCCCCUGCACUUGCCUAGGCAGGCCUGCUCCUGCCGUGGCUAAAGCUAGUCUGCAGAUCUUCUAUAGCUCUGUUAGGUUGGAUGGGGAGUGUCGCUGCACAGCUAUUUUCAGGUCUCUCCAGAGAUGUUUGAUCGUGUUCAAGUCUGGGUUCUGGCAGGACCACUCAAGGACAUUCAGAGACUUGUCCCGAAGCCACUCCUGCGUGGUCUUGGCUAUGUGCUUAGGGUCGUUGUCCUUUUGGAAGUUGAACCUUCGCCCCAGUCAGGUCUGAAGCAGGUUUUCAUAAAGGAUCUCACUUUACUUUGCUCCGUUCAUCUUUCCCUCGAUCCUGACUAGUCUCCCAGUCCCGGUCGCUGAAGAACAUCCCCCAACAUCCCCAUAAUGCUGCCACCACCAUGCUUCACCGUAGGGGUGGUAUUGGCCAGGUGAUAAGCGGUGACUGGUUUUCUCCAGACAUGAUGCUUGGCAUUCAUACCAAAGAGUUCAAUCUUGGUUUCAUCAGACCAGAGAAUUUUGUUUCUCAUGGUCUGAGUCCUUUAGCUGCCUUUUGGCAAACUCCAAACUGGCUGUUAUGUGCCUUUUUACUGAGGAGUGGCUUCCAGAGAUGCAGAGAUGGUCGUCCUUCUGGAAGGUUCUCCCAUCUCCACAGAGGAACUCUGGAGCUCUCUGAGUGACCAUUGGGUUCUUUGUCACCUUCCUGACCAAGGCCCUUCUCCCCCAAUUGCUCAGUUUGGCUGGGCGGCCAGCUCUAGGAAGAGUCUUGGUGGCUCCAAAUUUCUUCCAUUUAAGAACGAGGGAGGCUACUGUGUUCUUGUGGACCUUCAAUGCUGCAGAUUUUUUGGGGGUACCCUUCACCAGAUCUGUGCCUCGACACAAUCCUGCCUCGGCGCUCUACGGAGAAUUCCUUCGACCUCAUGGCUUAGUUUUUGCUCUGACAUGCACUGUCAACUGUGGGCCCUUAUAUAGACUGGGUUGUGCCUUUCCAAAUCAUGUCCAAACAAUUUAAUUUACCACAGGUGGACUACAAGUUGUAGAAACAUCUCAAAUAUGAUCAAUGGAAACAGGAUGCACCUGAGCUCAAUUUCGAGUCUCAUAGCAAAGUGUCUGAAAUACUUAUGUAAAAAAAUAAUUUCUGUUUUUUAUUUGUAAUACAUUUGCAAACAUUUCUUAACCUGUUUUCACUUUGUCAUUAUGGGGUAUUGUGUGUAGAUUGAUAUAGAACAUGUUUUAUUUAAUCCAUUUUAAAAUAAGGCUGUAACGUAACAAUGUGGAAAAAGUGAAGGGGUCUGAAUACUUUCCGAAUGCACUGUACACUCAGUUUGAGGUACACUCUUCUUUACUGAACAAAAAUAUAAACGCAACAUUUAAAGAGCUGAAAUAAAAGCCGUUCAACUGGAGUAGAACAACAUUCCACAGGCCACAAUCAACAGCCUGACCAACUCUAUGUGAAGGAGAUGUCGCGCUAUAUGUGGCAAAUGGUGGUCACACCAGAUACUGACUGGUUUUCUGAUCCACACCCCUACUUUUUAUUUAUUUUAUUUAAGCUAUCUGUUACCAACAGAUGUGUAAUCUCUAUUCGCAGUCAUGGGAAAUCCAUAGAUUAGGGCCUAAGGAUUUUUUUUCAAUUGACUUUCCUUAUAUGAACUGUAAAUCUUGGAAACUGUUGCAUUUUAUAUUUUUGUUCAAUAAUUUGUGCACGAAAGUUCAGAGAAAUAAGCUUUUUUGCGUAUGGAAAAUGUCUGGGGUCUUUUAUUUCAAAUCAAACAUGGGACCAACACUUUACAUGUUGUUUAUUUUUGUUCAGUGUUUAUUCAAAGUAGAUGUAUUUUUUUAUAUGAUUUACAUGUGUGGCUCAGUAAGUAGAGGAUGGCGUUUGCAACGCCAGGGUUGAGGGUUUGAUUCCCAUGGGGAACCAGUACGAAAAUGUAUGCACUACUACUGUAAGUCACCCUGGAUAAGAGCGUCUCCAAAAAAUGACUAAAAUGUAAAAAAAUAAAUAUGUGAAUUUAGUGUAUGAACAUCAGAUGAA
Salvelinus fontinalis (brook trout) is the source of this 8375-nucleotide messenger RNA. Its product is annotated as glucose-6-phosphate exchanger SLC37A2-like. Bases 657 to 2153 code for a protein of 498 amino acids. Gene Ontology annotation, cellular component: endoplasmic reticulum membrane. Lineage: Eukaryota; Metazoa; Chordata; Actinopteri; Salmoniformes; Salmonidae. Gene Ontology annotation, molecular function: glucose 6-phosphate:phosphate antiporter activity. Gene Ontology annotation, biological process: phosphate ion transmembrane transport; glucose-6-phosphate transport. The record is from RefSeq and is a predicted model, not a curated record. The transcript has 18 exons.